AUGCAGCCGCGCACCAUAGCUCUCCUGGCGGCCUUCCUGGCCCUCGUAAUCACUGGCGCCGCCGCGAAGUGCACCAAGAACAAGGACGGCUGUGCCAGGUGCCACACGGGCAACCACAGGUGCGCCAAGUGCUUCGACACCUAUGGGCUGACCCCCAAGGGGACCUGCGCCCAGUGCAAGGUCCCGGGCAAGCUUGGCUGGACUUGCGUUAAGUGUGACGGCCCCCGCCAGGAUGUGUGCCAGGCUUGUGAUGACUGGGAGGGCGAGCAGCCCACGGGCGUGUACGUCACUGUGAAAGGCCGGUGCAAGUACUGCAAGGACAAGAACUGCGACAAGUGCGCCCCCAAGACCGGCAUCUGCCGUACGUGCAACCGGGGCUAUGGUCUUGUCAAGGGGGCGUGCAUCAAGUGCCGCGACGAGAACUGCAUCACCUGCAACCGCAACACGGCUCGCUGCACCCUCUGCUACACCGGCUACGCGCCGAACCCCAUGACAGGCCGCUGCGACAAGUGCAAGGGCGCGGAGUGCGAGGCCUGCAAGCCCGGCAAACCCCGGAUCUGCACCGAGUGCAACUUCGGCUACAAGCUGUCCAAGGGGCGCUGCGUCAAGGACCCUACCUCCGACCGCUGGGCCUGA
Messenger RNA from Chlorella variabilis, 636 nucleotides. RefSeq lists its product as hypothetical. The transcript is spliced from 8 exons. The coding region runs from base 1 to 636 and encodes 211 amino acids. Lineage: Eukaryota; Viridiplantae; Chlorophyta; Trebouxiophyceae; Chlorellales; Chlorellaceae. The record is from RefSeq and is a predicted model, not a curated record.